Molecule: messenger RNA, 651 nt
Organism: Rangifer tarandus platyrhynchus (Svalbard reindeer)
Lineage: Eukaryota; Metazoa; Chordata; Mammalia; Artiodactyla; Cervidae
Source: the annotation of a GenBank genome assembly
AUGGCCGGGGAGCGAGAAAGGAAAGAGUUCCCACAAUGCCAAGCUCUUCACGGCGGGGCCGUGCGGCGGCACGCCGCGACGGGAAGCGGAAGCAAAUGUCCAGUGGAGGGGCGGGACAAGAAGAGGCGGGCCGGUACUGGUUACUAUGGCGGCUCAGUGGUGUCCGGCCUUUUGCGACCCCACCAGGUUUUGCAGCCGAGUGGUCUGAAAUUUCACCUUGCUGUGUUCUGCUGCUCUGAAGCGGCGCGCUGCGGAACUCAGGAAAGUGGAACAGGACGGGAGUUGGAGAAGCCGACUGAGAGUGAAGCGGGAGGGGCGCUGAGAAGAGGCGGCGUCUGGACCUCGGCCUCAGUGCCACAGAGCGCACUUCUGCCCGAAGCCCCGGCUCUUAGGAGACUCGGGGAGGACCCAGGUGCGCGCCCCCACCCAGCGGUGCGCGCCCUCCAACGCAGCGGUGCGCGCUCCCACCCAGCGGUGUGCGCCCCCAAAGCAGCGGAGCGCGCCUCCCAUCCAGUGGUGCGCGCCCCCCAGCACAGCGGAGCGCGCCCCCCCGCCAGCGGUGCGCGCCCCCACCCCGUGCUCCGCUGCGCGCUUGCGCUCUGCAAGCGCCGGAGCCGGCCGCUCCGAGUUCAAGGAGCGUGUUGCCCGUGA